This is a messenger RNA of Camarhynchus parvulus, 6146 nucleotides long. It is a transcript of the gene SLITRK3, whose product is annotated as SLIT and NTRK like family member 3. NCBI's taxonomy places the organism in Eukaryota, Metazoa, Chordata, Aves, Passeriformes, Thraupidae. The record is from RefSeq and is a predicted model, not a curated record. Gene Ontology annotation, cellular component: GABA-ergic synapse; postsynaptic density membrane. Gene Ontology annotation, molecular function: protein binding. Gene Ontology annotation, biological process: positive regulation of synapse assembly; axonogenesis; regulation of presynapse assembly.
UUUUUCUUUUUUUUUUUUUGGUAACGAUGUGCUAAAAUCUCUCCUGCAAACCGUUUUGUAAACAUCAACAAAUGAUGAAACCUUCCACGGCAGAGAGGCUUCAUAAAGGAAGGAUGUUGUGGAUAAUUCUUCUAAGCACAAUUGCUCUAGCAUGGACUACACCUAUUCCCUUGAUAGAGGACUCGGAGGAACUGGAUGAGCCCUGCUUUGAUCCAUGUUACUGUGAAGUGAAGGAGAGCCUUUUCCAUAUACAUUGUGACAACAAGGGAUUUAUAAAUAUUAGUCAGAUAACAGAGUCGUGGUCGAGACCUUUUAAACUUUAUCUGCAGAGGAAUUCCAUGAGGAAAUUGUACACCAACAGUUUUCUUCACUUGAACAAUGCUGUAUCUAUUAACCUUGGGAACAAUGCACUGCAGGACAUUCAGACGGGGGCUUUUAACGGGCUCCGAGUUCUGAAGAGGUUGUAUUUGCACGAAAACAAAUUGGACAUUUUCAGGAACGACACUUUCCUGGGUUUGGAAAGUCUGGAAUAUCUGCAGGCAGAUUACAAUGUCAUUAAACGGAUUGAGAGCGGGGCAUUUCGAAACCUAAGCAAAUUGAGAGUCCUUAUCCUAAAUGACAAUCUUAUCCCUAUGCUUCCCACCAAUUUAUUUAAGUCUGUGUCCUUAACCCACUUGGACUUGCGGGGGAACCGCCUCAAAGUCCUUUCGUACCGCGGGAUGUUGGACCACAUUGGCAGGAGCCUGAUGGAGAUCCAGCUGGAGGAGAACCCAUGGAACUGUACGUGCGAGAUCGUGCAGCUCAAGAGCUGGCUGGAGCGCAUCCCCUACACCGCUCUGGUGGGGGACAUCACCUGCGAGACCCCCUUCCACUUCCACGGGAAGGACCUGCGCGAAAUCAAGAGGAGCAAGCUCUGCCCCAUGCUGUCCGACUCCGAGGUGGAAGCCAGCCUGGGCAUCCCUCAGCUGUCCUCCAGCAAGGAGAAUGCGUGGCCUACCAAGCCUUCCUCCAUGCUGUCCUCCUUCCAUUUCACCGCUUCCUCUGUUGAGUACAAAACGUCCAACAAGCAGCCCAAGCCCACCAAGCAGCCCCGCCCCCGGCCUCCCCCGACCCCCCGUGGCCUGUACCCCGGGCCCAACCAACCUCCCGUGGCUGCCUACCAGACCCGGCCCCCCAUCCCCAUCAUCUGCCCCACCGGCUGCUCUUGCAGUUUGCACAUCAACGACCUGGGCCUGACGGUCAACUGCAAGGAGCGGGGAUUCCACAACAUCUCCGAGCUCCUGCCCAGGCCCUUGAACGCCAAGAAGCUGUACCUGAGCGGGAAUUUGAUCCAGAAAAUCUACCGCUCCGAUUUCUGGAAUUUUUCCUCCUUGGAUCUCUUACACCUGGGGAACAACCGGAUCUCCUACGUGCAGGACGGGGCAUUCAUCAACCUGCCGAACCUCAAGAGCCUGUACCUGAACGGGAACGACAUCGAGCGGCUCACCCCGGGCAUGUUCCGGGGCCUGCAGAGUUUGCAUUACCUGUACUUCGAGUACAACCUGAUCAGGGAAAUCCAGCCGGCGGCCUUCAGCCUCAUGCCCAACCUGAAGCUCCUCUUCCUCAACGACAACCUGCUCCGCACGCUGCCCACCGACGCCUUCGCCGGCACCUCCCUGGCGCGCCUCAACCUGCGCAACAACCACUUCCUGGCGCUGCCGGUGGCCGGGGUGCUGGAGCACCUGCACGCCAUCGUGCAGAUCGACCUGAAGCUCAACCCCUGGGACUGCACCUGCGACCUGGUGCCGCUCAAGCAGUGGCUGGAGGCGCUCAGCUCCGUCAGCGUGGUGGGCGAGGUGCUGUGCGCCAGCCCCGAGCCGCUGGCCCGCCGCGACCUGCGCUCGCUGGAGCUGGCCGCGCUGUGCCCCGCCGCCCUGCGCCCCGCCGCCGCCUCGCCGCCCGCCGCCGCCCCGCCGCCGCCCGCCGCCACCGGCGCGGCCGCCUACGAGCUGCCCCCGGCCGCCGCGGCCGCGGCCGUGCCGCUCUCCGUGCUCAUCCUCAGCCUCCUCGUCCUCUUCUUCUCCGCCGUGCUGGUGGCCGCCGGGCUCUUCGCCUUCGUGCUGCGCCGCCGCCGGCGGAAGCUGCCGUUCCGCGGCCCGCGGGCGGAGGCGGCGGACCUGGGCGCGGUGCCGCUGCGCUGCCCGCGCCUCUUCCCCGAGGGCGGCGGCGGCGGCGGCGGGGCGGCGGCGGCGGGGCCCGGGGAGCGCUCCCCGGAGAAGGCGCCCCCGGCGGGCCACGUCUACGACUACAUCCCGCACCCGGUGACCCAGAUGUGCAACAACCCCAUCUACAAGCCGCGCGAGGAGGAAGAGGCGGCGGCGGCGGCGGCGGAGGCGGCCGAGCUGCUGCGGGGCGGCGGCGAGCGCGGCUUCGCCCACCCCGCCGCCCCCGCCGCCGCGCCGGAGCCGGGCAGCAGCUACCGCACCUUGCUGGAGAAGGAGCAGGAGUGGAGCCUGGCCGUGUCCAGCUCGCAGCUCAACACCAUCGUGGCCGUGCACCCCCAGCACCCCGCGGGCGGAGGGCGCGGCGGGCGCGCUCGGGGCGGCGGCGGCGGCGGCGGGGGAGCCCCGCGGGACCGCGACCGCCCGCCGCCCUGCGCCGUGGGGUUCGUGGACUGCCUCUACGGCACCGUGCCCAAGCUGAAGGAACUGCACGUCCACCCCCCCGGCAUGCAAUACCCGGACCUGCAGCAGGACGCCCGGCUGAAGGAGACCCUGCUCUUCGCGGCCGGCAAGGGCUUCCCGGACCACCAAACCCCCACAAGCGAAUACCUCGAGUUAAGGGCCAAACUCCAAACCAAGCCGGAUUACCUCGAAGUCCUGGAGAAGACCACGUACCGGUUCUGACCGCCGCCCCGCCGCCCGCCCGGCCCCGCCGCCCGCGAGCAGAGGAUCCAGCUGUGCGCUCUGCCCCGCCAGAUGUGCGCGCUGCGGGGCAGGGCCCUUCUCAGAUCAGUAAUCGACGAAGUGCCUUCGCAGACUUUUGCCAGCAGAUGUUAAUCAAUCAUUAUUUUUUUAUACUGAAACUGAGACUUUGACUGUGCCAUGUCUAAAGGUAUAUUAUUAUUAUUAUAUUAUUAUUAUUAUUAUUAUUAUCGGGGAUCUUUGUAUUGAUCCUGAUUAAGUAAAUUCUAUGUCUGUCUCUUUCUCUCUUUUUUCUUUUCCCUUCUCUUUUAUUUUCUUUAUUCUUGUUGUUUGUUUUGUUCGUUGGCUCUUUUUUUCCCCCUUUUUUUUUUCCCUUUUUCCGUUGGCAGUUAACUUCCUUGAUAUUUUCCCUUGGAGGGGAGGGGGAGGGAAGAUGGCAUUUUCUGGCCUGCUUUCUUCUUGCCCAUCAUGGCACAGAUUCUGUACAUUUAUUUAAAAGAGAGAAAAAAAAAAUAAUGCAAAGAAGCAAACGAGCGCAGUUUGCUGCAUGCCUGGAAACUGCAAGAGGGAAGGGAGGGGAGGGUCUUGCUCGAAUGUCUCACUCUUGUCUCUCUCCCUCGCUCGCACGCACACUCCUCACCCUCACCCUCCGCCAGCCCAGCCCCUCCAGGGGGGCUCGGGGGGAAUCCCGGGGGCAGUCCCGGGGGCUGGGGGAAGCCACCCGGAGCCGAGCAGCCCAAAGGAUGUCACCACGUGGCGCACACACCUAGGGGAUGCUCAGUGACACUUCAUCAUGACGCCAUGGUUUUUUUUUUUUUUUUUUUUUUUUUGGAGGACAUCCGCACUUUCCUAAUAAAAGCGACAUGCAAAUAUACAGAGAAAAAAAAAGGAAAAAAAAACAAAACCAAAAGCUAAUGGGCACCUCUCACUAACAGCUUUGUAGGAAGCACUUUUAAUGUUUUCUCUCAUGCAUCCAUACACGCACACACGCGCACACACACACAAAGGUACAACAAUGUGCAUAUAUUUAUUCUGUAAUUUCAAGUGAAUAUAAAUUGUAAAGGUAAUGUUAAAUCAUUGUACAGUGAUGCGUCUGGUAUAGCUUUCCUAAUAAAACGUUUUGAAAAAAAUUGCAGAUAUAUAUAUAUAUAUAUAUACACCCCCAAAUAUAUAUAUAUAUAUAGGAAUACAAAGCUUGAACCUGAAACUUCAGCUUCCUCCACAGAGAUUUCCUUCCCCCCAUAACCUUGAACGCUAUUUUAUUAAUAACAGUUCGAUGCACUGUGAUGUUAACAGAGAAAAAAAAAACCCUGUACAGCGUCUCUUGCCAAGAUACCACCCGAGACUGUCACAAAUCCGAUUUGCGAUCUGUAUCCCUGCCGCACUGUCCUGACAGUUAAAAAUAUCGGGGAAAUUGGGAGCGCAUCCCGCCGGAGCGCUGCUUCCCGGCCUGCUGGAGGCACCGGGAGGCAUCGCAGGGAUGCUGCCGGUGCUGGCAGCGGGGUGAGCACUCUGACAGCUCCCACCCCUCCGGAUUAAACCGCAUUUCCACUUUGGAAAUGGGGGGAUGCGGUCUGGGAAAGCAAAACAUCCAUCCCAGCGCUGCCCUUCUCCCGCUCCCGCUGCAACCGGAGGGAGACCAAAGACCAUGGGAUUUCCCUGCCCGGGCGGGUCCCGGUUGGUAUCUUGUCCGCGUUGGUGUCUUGUCGCCGGCGGUGUCCCUCUGUCCGGCGGUGUCCCUCUGUCCGGCGGUGUCCCUCUGUCCGGCCGUGUCCCUCGGUCCGGCGCUGUCCCCGCGGGUCCCGGGCCGGGCGCGGCCCCUCGCCGCCGCCAGGUGGCGCCCCAGCCCCAGCGCUGAGGGGCAGCGGCGGGGCCGGAGCGCCCGGGCUCGAUCCCGGAUUGAUCCCGAGGCUGAUCCCGAGAUUGAUCCCAGGAUUGAUCCCGGUCUCGAUCUUGGAUUCCAUCCCGGCUUGGAGCAGCUCCCGACGGCGCUCCCUGUCCCCGUUCGCCCGGCCGAAUGAACCCGCGGGCGCCUUAUCCCGGGGCGGGCAGGGCCGCCAUGGGCAGCCCCCACAGCCGGGCGCUGCCCUGAGGGCCUUCAGAGAGUGGGGUUAGUGCAGAAAUACCCAGUGUGUCCAGAGAGUGGGGUUUUUCCAGAAAUACCCAAUGUGCCAGAGAAUGGGGUUAAUCUAGAAAUACCCAAUGUGUCAGAGAGUGGGGUCAGCCCAGAAAUACCCAAUGUGCCCAGAGAGUGGGGUUAAUCCAGAAAUACCCAAUGUGUCUCCAGAGGGUGGGGUUAAUCCAGAAAUACCCAAUGUGUCUCCAGAGAGCGCGUUUUUUCCAGAAAUACCCAAUGUGUCCAUCAGCACCAUCUGUCUGGACAGCGGUCAGGGUGUUUUGUCCAGGCGAAUUGAGGUUAUUCCCCCAAAGGUGCUGCUGGGACCAGGGUCUGUCACCUCCUGGCAGAGGGUCACAGUGCCAAGGUCACCCUCCCUACCGCCUGCCCUUUCCUUGGGGAACACCCUGCACAAUGUGUUUUAACAGAGAUAAACCCAUAAAUAGUUGCUCUCCCCACAAUGUCGCUAUUUACAGCUCUGGGCAGGAUGCUCAUGGUGAGCUUUACUCUUGGAGAGUUGUGUCCCCAGCCUUGGGAGCAGCUGUGUGUGUCUGGAGAUGGAGGGACAGCUCUGAACCUCUGUAAAGCUGGCAUCACCCUCCAUGCCAUCAGUAAAAAUAUUACACGUUGCAAUUUCCUCUCUUGAGUUGAGAUUGUGUUUCCUCACUGCUGCCUUCAGCUCUGACCCGUUGGGGUUUGCUCAUUUGUUUUGCUGAGUUUUUAAUAGACAGUGGAAGAGCAUGCACGUGCUAAGAGUAUUAAACAUGCAAGUGCAAAGGCCAGAUCCUUCUCAUCAUAAUUGUAAUAAUUACAUUGAUAAGCCUACAUGCAAGUGAUGCGUGGAGCUGUAUAAAUCAGGUUAAAGUACAACCCCCAGUGAGAGUGGUGCUGUAUACAUUUGGCAAUGUCCUCAAAACCCCAAGUGUUCAUACUUGUAUCCAAAUAGAGUAAAGCCGGUUGCAAAUAAUGUUUAUAUUUUAAUUAAACUGCAGAAAGGCAAAAGAAUUUCAUCCUUACUAUAGGCAGUAAUCUCGCCCAUGGACGGUGAGCAGAUCUAUUUAUUCAGUGGAAAUAAAUUUGUUCUAUGAGAAUGGAAUUUUGUAUUAAAAGAGAUAAUUUUUGGCUUA